UUAAGGCUAACUUUCCCAAGAACGACAUGCUCUUCUAUUCUAGGAAACAACCAAAAGAACAAGAGGCUGCUGAAGACAAAACUUCUCUGCCAAUGUCUGCACACGGUGAUGUGUGCAGGCAUCUAUUAGGAGAGAAAGAAAAUCUGUGAAGUUUGAACAAGCAGCCUUCCCAAGAUGUACCGAAUAUCUCAAGUGAUGUCAACACCAGUGGCAAGUAAAUGUUCUUCCAGGUCUCAGAUUGAACGAGCUGGAGAGCUGUCUUCCACAUGCAUUUUCCCAAGUUUUGCCUGUGAUUUCCUGGAUGGGGAUGUGUCCUUUGACUGCUGCUCCAUAGACUCCCUGACAGGACUUGCCUGUCGCCGAAGUCCCAGACUGCUCACCAAUGGCUACUAUCUUUGGACGGAAGAUAGUUUCCUCUGCGACAAAGAUGGCAAUAUAACUCUGAGUCCACCCCAGACCAGUGUUACAUACAAGGAGAACUUAGUUAGAAUAUUUAGAAAGAAAAAGAGAAUCCGCCGUUCCUUUUCUUCUUUCUUCAACCUCAGUGCCUCUAAAUCCUGGCUGCAUGGAAGUAUCUUUGAUGAUGUUGACUUUUCCCCAAAUGAGGACAUCUCGUUGGAGGGAGUCAGCAGGUUGGACACGCACCAUUGCAAUGAAAAUGGAGGAGAUUUUGACUGCUCUCUGACAGACGACCGAGAGUCAGAGAAGCCAAACGCAGAAUCUGUCAAAGCCUCCUCUUCGGGCCAUGUCACAUCUCAGACUCCCAGAAAUCACUCUCAUGAUGUAUCCCUUCAGCCGCAGUGGAUGGCUUCUGAAUAUCUCCCAGGGAACAUUUUGGAUCAUUCAAAAACCAGUUUGUUGGGAGAGGUCUCCUUUCCAACAAUUCUGCUUACUGUUUGUUUGGUCCUUUCUGCAUGUGCAAGAUGGUGUCUGGGAGGAAUGUUAGCCAGUGUCUUCACAUGCUCCUUGAUGAUAACUAUUGCUUAUCUUGUCAAGUCACUGUGUCUCAGCCUUGCCAGCUACUUCAAAGCCACCGCCUGUGCUCGUUCGCUAAAAUUUGACAAGCAUCAAGAGUGUCUCUGAUGAAUGUCUUCAAUCUCAAUAUCCGGAAAUUGUCCCAUUUGCAGCCUGCUUGGAACAACUGCUUUACUGGAAGGGAGUGAACGACUGGAUACUUGAGAAACACAUUUUAAUUUGUUUCUGUGAUUUCUUAAAAAAAAACAAAAAAUCCAAUUUUUGCACUUCUAAUUAUAAUAUGCUCAUAAAAACGACAUUAAUUCAUCUUUCCUUUGCAAACAUUAGCAGUUGAAAGGGAAAGGACUGUGAAAUGUGAUAGAGAACAAACCACCUGGGUAAAUGUUGCCAGAUCAUUCCUUAAGGCAGUGGUUCUCACACAUGAAUCUUCAUUAGAGAAUUAUAUGGGGGCAGAUUCCUAGGCCUACCGACAUGGAACUAUCCUUUGCUAAACUGCUUUAAUUGAAUGAUGAAAGCAAAUUAUAUAUAUCUCUAUCUCU
This is a messenger RNA of Rhinolophus ferrumequinum (greater horseshoe bat), 1514 nucleotides long. It is a transcript of the gene TMEM71, whose product is annotated as transmembrane protein 71. The record is from RefSeq and is a predicted model, not a curated record. The transcript has 10 exons. Lineage: Eukaryota; Metazoa; Chordata; Mammalia; Chiroptera; Rhinolophidae. The coding region runs from base 175 to 1083 and encodes 302 amino acids.